Orbilia oligospora ATCC 24927 is the source of this 3669-nucleotide messenger RNA. RefSeq lists its product as uncharacterized. The record is from RefSeq and is a predicted model, not a curated record. Gene Ontology annotation, molecular function: protein binding. Bases 1 to 3669 code for a protein of 1222 amino acids. NCBI's taxonomy places the organism in Eukaryota, Fungi, Ascomycota, Orbiliomycetes, Orbiliales, Orbiliaceae. The transcript is spliced from 5 exons. Gene Ontology annotation, cellular component: membrane.
AUGGCCGGCCGUCGCGGAGACGAACUAUUUCUCGAUACCGAAAAUGUCGGUCCUAUCAGAAUGAACAGGCCGCCGCGACGAGACUCCGUAGAUGGCGCCAGUUUGGCAGCCCAGGAGCGGACUUUACGGCAGGAACCGCCGCUGCCUCGCAUGAGGCGGACUCAGACGCAGCCUUUGGACAACUCACUGCCCUAUCCUGAUAGACCAGCUGCAGAAAGGGAGCAGCAGCAUAUUCAACCUAUUGCCCCGCUUCGCACAGCGUCGGCUUCACCUCCUGCAGCCCUGCAGGUGGGGCCACCGAAGGGAAGCUUACCAGCCCCACCAGCUUUUAGAGCUGCUAGAGCACCAAAAUUACAACCUGCUCCCGCAGGCCGUGCUGACCGCGGGGACAAACCAACUUCGCCAGUCCUAAGUUCCGGGCCUCCAGAGAUUCCUCAAGCCCUGAACCCUUAUCCGGAAUACCAUCAACAGUACUGGCCGCCGCAGGCUGGUUUAGAUAGAUCCUUUUCGACUGCUUCUAAUAUUACUGUAGCAGCGAGAAGAGGAUCCCCGGCCCCGCCAGAAACACCAGAAAUUGAGCCAAGCGAAGUUUUCUCGUACCCGACUCAUGGCGGUGGUAGACAAGGUCCAUUGCCGGAUAGGGGAUCACCAGCGCUCCACUAUUCCACUUCCCAGGCCUCCACAAAUUCCGGGGCUAUCCCGAUUUUGCUCGAUCCAACAUCGCCCAGCCUUAGCCAGACGUCACAUACCACGAACCAGCGGAAAGGUACCUCCCGGGCCUCCCAGAUCUUCGGCACCCAAGGAAUUACUAUCGAGGAAGACGAAGAAGCCACUCCUGUGCGAGAGUCAGCACCAAACCGACCAUGGACACCAACAGAAUCUAAUGGUGCUUAUAACCAUGGCCCGUUAACUUCGUACCGGGGAGCCGAGAGGCAAGAGCAACCCCAACAAAGGCCGCCCCAGCAGCCUUCGCCAGCUCCCAGUGCCCAGGUUAACGGACGCCGUGACCCAUUAGAGGCCGAUUUCGCAAAGUUGAACGUUGGAGAAGAUGCACCACCAGCAUACGAUAGUUUGGCGGCGGCAGGGCAAGCACCUGCCACCAGUGCGUAUCCCGCUGACAAGCCCGGCGCUGUAGCUGUCGAAACAGCAGCAGUUCAACCACAGCAGCAGCAGCAGCAACCACAACCACAACAGCAGCCGCAGCACCAGAUCCAACCUCCAGUCCAACAGCAGACCCCGGUCCAACAGCCGCCGCAAUCGAUGACCCCACAACCACAAGGUAUGCAAAUGCCCCAACUGCAAGGUGGCAUUCCUGGUCAACCGGGUUUCCCUCAGCAACAGAUGCCAAAUGGACAGAUGCCGAAUGGACAUUUGCUCCAGCAGCAACAAGGAGCCCAAAUUCAAGCUGGCCCGUCCCAACCACAGCAGGGCUACCAACUUGUUGAUCAGAAGUCAGAGACCAUCACCACCCAAUAUGUGACCCUUCCAGACACCAAGCAUUACAUGGAUCCAGGUCCGGCUUCUCCCCCCCCUCUUCCAGAUGGGUGGAUGAGCCAUCUCGACCAGGCCUCCGGGCAAUAUUAUUAUAUCCAUAUUCCGACUCAGCGAACACAAUGGGAAUUUCCGGCGCCGGAGACUGGAAUCAGUUUGAUGAGUGGAGGGCCAGUUUCUCCAGGUUUUGGUCCUAUGUCGCCUGGUGUUAUGUCUCCCGGUCUCUUCUCUGAGGCCAUGAUGAGCCCUGCGCCCUCCACCUUUGGCAUGCAAAUGUCACUCCCACCGGCAACUCCAGCCCAAGUUCCUAUCAAUAUUCCCGGUGUUUCAAUGUUCAAAGUUGCGCCAAGCAAUGGUGUAUACUUCGGCCCUCAUCUAAGAUACACAAACAUGGACCUUGAACAGGGAAUUUGGCUGGGCUCUAUCCUGCUUGUUACAGCCGUCGAUCCACCCACAAUUCACUUGCAUCAGACGAUUGAUUUAUCGCCCAACCCAAGGCAACUAGAAGGGCACCCGAUUUUCGCGCAUAAGAAUUGGACAUUCUAUCGAUAUGAUAUUGAUAUUAGAAUGGCCGAAACUCCCACCAAAUGGACAUACGCUGUUACAUCUCUCGCUGGGUGCACUAGAUACGAGUUUUUGGUCGCAGCUAAGCAAGAUCGGAGCUGGAGAUUCAUUGCUCACAGUUGUAAUGACUUCUCGCCCUCUUACCCACAGCAGGAGAGGUCAAAACUCGGCGGUUCCGGCUACAUGUGGAAAGAUGUUAUGCAAAAGCAUAUUGAAGUUGGAGGUUUCCAUUGCCAGAUCGGUGCCGGUAACCAGGUUUACGCUGAUAGGAUGUGGAAAGAAAUACCACUCCUUAAGGACUGGCUUGAUUUGAAGGGUAAAGAUGUAAGGAAAGACGCCGCAUGGACAGCGAGACACGAGGAGGAUGUCCAACAUGCCUAUUUCCAUUACUAUACUUCCACAUUCGAUCAGCCCCAUAUCCGUGAGGCUUGGGCACAAAUCCCACAUAUUUGUCAAAUCGAUUCGCAUGAUAUUUUCGACGGAUUUGGUUCCUAUCCGGAAUACAUGCAAUUUUCCAACAUGUUCAAAAACAUCGGCAGAAUAGCUCUCGAUUGGUACCUCCUGUUCCAGCACCACACCACCUUAAGCAUCUUGAAAGCAGUUCCAGAUGAUAGAGAUCUGUUCAGUGUUACUGGGACUGGUUGGCAUUUUAUCAAGUAUCUCGGACCCGGCUUGGCAGUUGUUGGCCCAGAUACCAGAUCCGAACGAAACCCACACCAGGUCAUGGCUGGACCUACCUAUCAGGGGCUCUUCCCGAGAAUAGCGACCCUACCAUCCUCAGUACAACAUGUGCUAUUGAUCCUUUCGGUGCCAAUUAUCUUCCCCAGGAUGGAAAUUGCGGAAUCGGUAGCUACGACUAUGCAAACUGGUAAGAAGGCCGUAAAUGGACUUUUCAAUAUGACGGGCAAAGUUGCCGGUGGUGUUGCCGGGAUUGUCGGGGCGAAGGGCCUUGUUGGAGAAGGCUUCAACAGUGUCAAGAGAGCAGUCGGAAAGACUGGCAUGUUGAGCAAUGUCGUCUCGAUAUUUGGAGAAGUCGAUUUGCUUGAUGAUCUCAGAGAUCACUGGACACAUCAAUCCAAGGAUCUUGAACGAACUUAUCUUAUCAGGACAUUACAAGGAAUUGCACAUGCCCGUGGUAUCCGAUUCACAUUUUUAAGUGGAGAUGUCCAAUGUUGUGGUGCAGGUCUUGUGCACGAUCCGUCAAAACCAGGCGAUCAUAAGACCAUGUAUCAGAUUAUUUCAUCUGCCAUCGUCAACGGCCCACCAUCUAAUAUGAUGAUGAAGCUCCUCAAUAAUAACAAGCAACUAUUCAUUCCACAAAACGGAAUGAGGAGCACAAAUACCCCAAGCGAUACCAAAGAGGAUAUGAUUGAGCUCUUUGGCACGGAUAUCAACGGCACUCCGCGUGCUGAGAAGAAGCUCAUGGCCAGAAGAAAUUACACCAUCUUCGCCGCUUAUGAGACAAACCAAGUCGAAUAUAUGCAACCCACCCCGGAGAAGUACGUUCCACCAUUGAGUCUAGCGGUUGAUUUCAUCAUCCAAGGUGAUGGAGUUUAUUCAACAACUAGCAAAUACGGACCAAUCGUUAUUCCCAGAUGCGAAUAUGGGUAUUAA